AUGAUCCUUUACAGCCACUGGGGCUCAUCAGGGAGGUGCCUCCCGCAGAGCCCCCGCAUCUCCGCCUCAAUGAUGCGAGCGCUGAGCUUGGCCUUUCUGGGGCAUCUAGCUCUCUUGGAGGCCAGCCCUGUGCUCCGGAGUGGUCCAUCCAAGCUGGCUUCCGAGGAGGCAUCGGGAUGGCUGGGCUUCCGCAGUGUCUACACCAAAAUGGAGACCUCCAUUGCUGGACUGUUUGGCGAGGCUCCCCACCAGGAGCACGAUGAAGUGCAGAAGGCCCAAGAGGAUGCCAAGGAGAAGCAUGAUUCUGGAGUCGUGGUAGAGACAAGGGUUCUGUCUAUCAACAACAAGACGUCUGCUGAGAAGCCCAGCAUGAAGACGCUGGAAGCAGAGGGGGAGAAGAGGAACUUCACGGUCCACAUGUUAUCGAACGAUGUGACGCCCGAGAAAUCCUCAGUUCCGAAGGUGAAGAUAGUUCCAGAACCGACCAAGGCUCCCAGCAAAGACGAUUUCGUGGUCCACAUCAAGUCUUUGGAGCGAGUGGAUGGUAAGAAGCCUUUCCGGCGAUCCAAGUCUCAGCGCACCACAACGCCUGCUGCUACGACAACAAAGGACAACGUCCAAAUCAACGUGUGGACAGUUACCGAUGCACCACCUUCCAAAAGCGAAGUGAAGCCUUCGCGUUUAGAGUAUGAUAGCAGUCCAUGGGCCAACGAUUGGGGUGACGAGUGGAAACCGGUGGCGGAUGCUCCCAAGGAGCACCGAGCGAAGGUCACGACGUUACACACGCCCGGUUCAAGCAUGCUCCGGCGUGUUUUAUGUUGGCAGUUUGUCACUGCAUGGGCCAGCCAGCAGCUCUUGGGAUCUCGACCGCAAGUGGCUUUCAAAUACCUGGAAGCUUUGCAACAGGGAUCCUUCAAUUGUUUUGACGGGUCGGCGGUUCUAGAAACCGAUGCUGUGAAUGACGACUUCUGCGAUUGUGCAGACGGAUCCGAUGAACCUGGGACGCCUGCCUGUGCUGGCGUCGGCCUUUUCUAUUGUAGCAACGUAGAGUCCAUCCCCAAGCUCAUCUACUCGUCGCAUGUUGCCGACGGCAUCUGCGAUUGUUGUGAUGGAUCCGACGAGUGGUCUUCAAGUUGCCCGAACACCUGCAGCCUCGAGGGGCCUGUGCUUCGAGCUCAGCAGCAGGCACUGAGAGCAGAUCGCCACCGGGGCCGAGAACUUCGUCGAAGUGGUGAAACGGAGGCGUUGAAGCAGGUUGCAGAAUGGCGAGAGGAACAUGAAGGUUUGAAGAAGCUGCUCGCGAGCGCCGCCAGUGCCAAGCAAUCGAUGGCGCCUUUAGCAGGCGUGGAGACUGUGGCCCCUCAGCUCGGAGCACAGCCCGGAACGAGUGGAAGUCCGGUGGUCUCUGAAUAUGCACGGUGGGCUGUACAAGCUGUCCCGCAGCGUGUCCCCGAGCCUAGCUCAGUCCAGUGCUGGGUGGGAGAGUUUGCAAACGCAAAGGAGGUCUGCUGCGACAGGAGUCAGGGACCCCUUGGAAGGUCACAGUGCUGGGAUGGCGUUUAUACCUUCGCGGCAUGCUGUGGAGAUGAAUCUGGAAAUUCCGAUGAUGCAAAGCUGCAGCGUGUAUACGAGCAAGAUGCCGAAGAGGCAGCGAGACAAUCUCGCAAACUGAAAGGUAGGCUUUUUGCCAUCGAAAGGAAGCUGGCGGCGGUGGAGAGCGGCCUCCGAUGGUUCUCCUUGGUAGAACAAUGUGUGGAGAGACGGUUCUUGAGCAAGGACUUCAAACUCUGCUUCUUCCAGGAUGCGCGACAAGGAUCCGUCCACGUUGGCAGUUUCGAUGGCUGGGAGGGCAAGGCCAUGCUGUACACUGGAGGCCAGCGCUGUCCAGCUGGUCCGGCACGUUCCAUGAAAGUCUGGCUGACUUGCGCUGGAGAAGUGGGGUUGCUGGAUGUUUCAGAGGUCUCGCUCUGCACCUACGAGGCCGUCGCAGGGACGCCUGGAGCUUGUGAGGUGGACCUCGAUCCUGGGGAUGACGAACUGGUUCUCAUGCCACACGAUGAGGAAAAAAAUGCUUCUUGCAGAGCGAAGUUUGGGGCUCCUGUUCAGUUCCUCCCGUUGCCGUACCAAUGCCCACGUCACGUCGCAUUUCAGCUUCAAGGAGCCCGACAUGGACCAAGCUGCGCUCAAAGCUCCAAGAGUGCAUGA
This is a messenger RNA of Symbiodinium sp. CCMP2456, 2205 nucleotides long. The record is from the annotation of a GenBank genome assembly. Lineage: Eukaryota; Dinophyceae; Suessiales; Symbiodiniaceae.